Molecule: messenger RNA, 955 nt
Organism: Danio aesculapii
Lineage: Eukaryota; Metazoa; Chordata; Actinopteri; Cypriniformes; Danionidae
Gene: exosc3
Product: exosome component 3
Exons: 4
Coding region: 44-787 (247 amino acids)
Biological process (GO): poly(A)-dependent snoRNA 3'-end processing; TRAMP-dependent tRNA surveillance pathway; exonucleolytic trimming to generate mature 3'-end of 5.8S rRNA from tricistronic rRNA transcript (SSU-rRNA, 5.8S rRNA, LSU-rRNA)
Cellular component (GO): cytoplasmic exosome (RNase complex); nuclear exosome (RNase complex)
Molecular function (GO): RNA binding
Source: RefSeq, a predicted model, not a curated record
UGCUCAGACACGUGUGUUUGUGUGUGUUUUCCGCUCCUCCAUCAUGGACUCCUCAGUUCACACUAGUCUGCAGGAGAGGAUAGGAGAUGUGGUUCUUCCAGGUGAUCUGCUGUUUUCCUUCAGUCCGCCUGAAGCCGGUGACGCGAACCCGAAAGCGGACAGGAUGAUCUGCGGCCCGGGGCUGAGGCGGAGCGGAGCGGAGAUCCGUGUGUGUAGAGCUGGAGUGCUGAAACACAAACAACCCAACAUGUAUUGGGUCAACUGUCAGCAGAGACGGUAUGUUCCAGCUAAGGGUGAGAGUGUGAUCGGCAUCGUGACCGCAAAGUCUGGAGACGUCUUCAAAGUGGAUGUUGGAGGAAGUGAGCAGGCGUCUCUGUCCUACCUGGCCUUUGAAGGAGCCACCAAGAGGAACAGACCCAACGUGCAGGUUGGAGAUCUGGUGUUCGGUCAGUUCACCAUCGCCAACAAGGACAUGGAGCCGGAGCUGGUGUGUAUCGACAGCUGCGGGAGAGCCAAUGGGAUGGGUGUGUUCGGAGGCGACGGGCUGCUCUUUAAAGUCUCGCUGGGACUCGUGCGCAGGCUGCUGGCUCCACACAGUGAUCUGGUUUCAGAUUUGGAGAAGAUGUUCCCCUGUGAGAUGGUGGUGGGAUUGAACGGCAGAGUGUGGGUGAAGGCCAGAACCGUCCAACACACACUGAUCCUGAGCAACCUGCUGGAGGCCUGCGAGAACAUGAGCGCCGCGCAGAGACAGACACUGCUCAGGAGAGUAGCGGACGGAGGAAUAUAACACACACACACUGUUCAGGAGGAAUAACACUCAAAUAACCAGAGCUGUGAUGAACAAUCAUUGUAAGAAUAGUUUCUCAGAGCUCCACAGGUUCUAAUAGUUCUAUACGUCUGCUUUUUUGUACAAGGAAGUUUUUGUAUGUAAAAUUAAACAGCUGAAUCAGCCAAA